AUGAAGUAUUUCUUCUUUCCUAGAGCAAGGGCAUGGCAUGGUUGCAAGCCUUUAGUAUUUGACGAGGACCUGGCAAUUGGCGCACUUAGACACGCUCGUGAAAUUAUUCGUCGAAAAAAUAUGCACCACAGUCCUGCAAAGGACUAUGGCGAGAAUCUCUUUUUGAAGGAAGGUAAACCAGGCAUUCGCGUACAUGGCGCGGAGGCCACCCAAGCCUGGUACGCAGAGGUAGCAGACUACGAUUUCAACCAAGAUGUUCAGUUGCCAUGCGUAAGAUUUUUACUGUGCCUUGAAGGUCACUUUUCGCAAUGCAUAUGGACGGACACCAAGCGGGCUGGCUUCGCUGUGGCCUCGACGCCAGAUGGGACCAUUAAAGUUGUGGUUGCACAGUACAAACCGCCAGGCAAUUACAUCGGACAGUGGAUCGAAAAGGUGCCUGCGCCGUUGAACGGUCAGAAACCCCAUCCAAAGCCAAGUGACCUCAGUGAGUUGACGACUUUGACGAUGGAAUGGGGAAUUGUUUGA
This is a messenger RNA of Dibothriocephalus latus, 525 nucleotides long. The record is from the annotation of a GenBank genome assembly. NCBI's taxonomy places the organism in Eukaryota, Metazoa, Platyhelminthes, Cestoda, Diphyllobothriidea, Diphyllobothriidae.